UCAGAGCUUAAUGGCCAAUCCCUAUGUAGAGCGCCAAGCUUCUCUCCCACCGUCAAUAAACAUGGCGGAGACAGACGCCGAAAUUGUGUUCAAAAAGGACACCGUCAGCAAACUCUUGACAAGUUUCUUCAAGGAGGAUAAGACGAGACUUGGUGGUGAUGCGACGCUUCUCAUGGCAGAUAUGCUCAAAAUAUUUGUCCAAGAGGCUGCUGUGAGGUCGCUGAAACAAGCCGAAUCUGAGGAUUGUGACCAAGUAGACAUCGAGCACUUCGAAAAGAUCCUACCUCAGCUGCUGCUGGACUUCUAGCACCCCGACGCCACAAGAUGGAGCCAGAGCGUUGCCUGCAUGCUCCUUCUUCAACGCUACAACUUCAGUUCCCACAAGUUCACUUUUUAUUGAUGUUUAUAUUUUCUGUAUAACUGCAAUUUUUCAUAAUCUCAUAAAUCUGAGAUUAAAUUAA
Molecule: messenger RNA, 461 nt
Organism: Acanthopagrus latus (yellowfin seabream)
Lineage: Eukaryota; Metazoa; Chordata; Actinopteri; Spariformes; Sparidae
Gene: cenpx
Product: centromere protein X
Exons: 5
Coding region: 11-307 (98 amino acids)
Biological process (GO): replication fork processing; kinetochore assembly; resolution of meiotic recombination intermediates
Cellular component (GO): FANCM-MHF complex; Fanconi anaemia nuclear complex
Molecular function (GO): protein heterodimerization activity
Source: RefSeq, a predicted model, not a curated record